CGUGCGAGCUACAGCCUCCAGUUUAAAUUCAACGUUGCCCGCGAGUACAAGCAUAACGUCAAAGGCUGCGGCUUCCACGCUCUGGCCAAAAAGCACAAGGAACAGCUUCAUAGCUGGAUUGUCGACCGCAAUAACAAGGGAUUGAGGGUCAAAGACAAAUACAUCAGACUCCAAGCGCUGAAUAUUUACCGCUCGCAGCACAACGAUGAGGACGACCCGCACCUGACGUUUGCCGCUUCGUCUGGGUGGCUUGGCCGCUUUAAAGAUCGAUACAACCUCGUGUCGAGGCGCCAAACCACGACGAAGACCCUUCCUAGCGACGCUAAGGAAACUUGCUUGGAGCUCAUUGAAAAGGCGCAAAAACUCAUCCAAGAGCACAACAUACAACCAGGCAAUAUUAUCAACAUGGAUCAAGUGCCGAUGUACUUUGAAACGGAGCCAAAACACACAAUUACAACUCAUGGCAGCCGAGAGGUUCUCCUCAAGAAAGGUGGGAGCAGCCACAAACGGUUCACUGCCACCUUCGCGAUUACUGGAGACGGAAAGUUUUUGACGCCUCACGUGCUCUUCUUAAAGCUCAAGCGGAAGCCAGCCGUCCCCAUGGGCAUUCUCGUCGACGUGAACGCCACCGGUAUGUGGAAUGACGCAAGCAAUCCUCCUCGAGCGCGCAAAACGGUCAUUUGCAGCAGAAAAGAAACCCAUUUUUACCGUCAGCCCGUUUUGUACAUUAUCGACUCGUACGCUUGCCAUGUCACGCUUUUUAACGUGAAGUUGCUCCAG
Molecule: messenger RNA, 780 nt
Organism: Phytophthora sojae
Lineage: Eukaryota; Oomycota; Peronosporomycetes; Peronosporales; Peronosporaceae
Exons: 2
Cellular component (GO): nucleus
Molecular function (GO): DNA binding
Source: RefSeq, a predicted model, not a curated record